GAAAACUUUCCUCCUAUUGAACAAUCAAGAUGCGUUUCUACUCUAUCAUUAUUGCCGCUUUUGCUUUGACUGUGUCUACAGCCCUGGCAGAAGGGCCUGACCACCUUGGUGAAGGAGAAUGUCUCAAAUGGUGCAAAAAGCAGCGCUCUAUUUGCCCUCCCGAGUCUCCCCCAAAGAAGCUUUCUAACGGCUGCUGGACCUGCUGCCGUGAUAUGUCCUAUCAAUGGCCCGUGUAGAGAAUGGGAGUCGAGAUGCUUUUCACCUAUGAGCAUUUGGUUGACUGCAACGGACCUUUGUCGUGCAUCCGUACUUGUGAUUGCACUACUGGUAGCUAGCUUUUCAAAC
Messenger RNA from Aspergillus campestris IBT 28561, 345 nucleotides. RefSeq lists its product as uncharacterized. NCBI's taxonomy places the organism in Eukaryota, Fungi, Ascomycota, Eurotiomycetes, Eurotiales, Aspergillaceae. The transcript has 2 exons. Bases 30 to 236 code for a protein of 68 amino acids. The record is from RefSeq and is a predicted model, not a curated record.